Aegilops tauschii subsp. strangulata is the source of this 1059-nucleotide messenger RNA. Lineage: Eukaryota; Viridiplantae; Streptophyta; Magnoliopsida; Poales; Poaceae. The record is from RefSeq and is a predicted model, not a curated record.
AUGGCCGGCGGCUGCUCCAGCUGUUGGACGCGGCUGCUCGAGCUCCAGGGCAUGGCCGGCACGCAGGUGCCUGAGCUCCUGGGCGCGGUGUAUCUGGCAACACACAACGACGAAGAACACGCACCAGCGGGAUGCAGCGGCGAGCAGCAAGAGGGCGCGGCGGCGAGCAGCGGCACAUAUCGGCGGCGGACAACAGCGGCGGCGAGCAGCAGUGGCAACGGCGGGCAGCACGUACCGACGGCGGACAACAGCAGCAGUGGCGGCGAGCAGCAACAGAAGCACGCAAUAGUGGUGGAGCACGCUGCAGCGGCCGGGGUGGGUGUCGGCCGCAAGGGGCUGGCCGGGCGUUCGGGUGCGGGCGCAGCGGGCGACGGGCGCCGUGUGCAGGGGGUGCGGGCGCAACCCGAGGGGCGCAUGCCCGAGGGCACUGGGCGCGCGCGGCGCACGCCGGCGCCGGCGGCCAGGCCAAGGGAGGCGGCGGAGGGACGACUGCGGUGGCGGGCGCCAGCCGCGGGGCAAACGACGGCGCGAGGGGAGGUAAUGGCCGGCGGGGCAGCAGCAGAGGGGAAGCAGGCGCGGGCGUCGCUAGGGGCCGAGCGGGAGCACGACGAGGCCGACGGGUGUCUGCAGGCGGCACGCCACGCGGGCACAGGCAGGGGUGCGCGCGCGGCCAGGGCGGCCGGCGCGCGUGCGGGCGUCGGUGAGCGAGGCCAUGGCCGAAGUGGCCGGAGUAGGGACGAGGAGGAGAUGCCGGGGCCUCACCAUGGGGCCGUGGGGUCUAGGCAGCGGUGCUCGGGGAGGAAGACGGGGACGCGACGCCGGCGAGGAGGAGAUCCCGCGAGGGAGCGUUCCGGCGACGUGGUGGUGGCGACGACGGGCAACGGCAUCGUGUCGGCGACGAGGCGAGGCCACGGCUUCAGGCGGGAGCCGCACGAGGAAGAGGAGGGGCGCGGAGGAGUCCGGGAGGGGCGGCACCGGCAAGCGCGUCGAGUGGCGGGGGCGAGGCGGCGAUGGAUGUCGACGGGCGAUCCGGGCGGCGGCCUCCUCCUCCGAUCCUGA